CUCUGUCCCGAUUCCCUAAAACCCAUCGAGGAGAGGCCACUCCAUCUGAAGUUUAUACAUAGCGCUGCUCGACUUCAGACCAAUCAACAUGACACAUCAGUUUCCAGCUCUCUCUACGGAGCAGAAGAAGGAGCUUUCCACAAUUGCCCAGCGCAUUGUGGCUACUGGAAAAGGCAUUUUGGCUGCAGAUGAGUCCGCAGGCACCAUGGCAAAGCGUUUUCAGAAGAUAAAAGUGGAGAACACUGAAGAGAACCGCCGCAGCUUUCGUGACAUCCUCUUCUCUGUAGACAAUUCAGUCUCUGAAUAUAUUGGUGGUGUCAUCUUUUUCCAUGAAACACUGUACCAGAAAUCACACCAGGGAGUUCUGUUUCCAAAAGUCAUCAAGGACAAGGGCAUCGUAGUUGGUAUCAAGGUGGACAAAGGCACAGCAGGACUGGCUGGUACCGAUGGAGAGACAACCACACAGGGAUUGGACGGUCUGUCUGAACGCUGUGCCCAGUAUAAGAAGGAUGGUUGUGACUUUGCCAAGUGGCGUUGUGUGCUCAAGAUCUCUGACAGCUGCCCCUCUGCUCUCUCAAUUGCUGAAAAUGCCAAUGUUCUUGCCAGAUAUGCCAGCAUUUGCCAACAGAAUGGCCUAGUGCCUAUUGUAGAGCCUGAGAUCCUCCCAGAUGGAGAUCAUGAUCUGCAACGCUGCCAGUAUGCCACCGAGAAGGUCCUGGCGGCUGUGUACAAGGCUCUCUCUGACCACCAUGUGUAUCUGGAGGGAACUCUGCUCAAACCAAACAUGGUCACCGCUGGACACUCCUGUACCAAGAAGUACACCCCUCAGGAGGUUGCCAUGGCAACAGUUACUGCGCUCAGACGCACAGUGCCAGCUGCUGUACCGGGCAUCUGCUUCCUCUCUGGUGGUCAAAGUGAGGAGGAGGCCUCUCUGAAUCUGAACGCCAUGAACCAGCUUCCUCUGCACAGACCCUGGAAGCUGAGCUUCUCUUAUGGCCGUGCUCUCCAGGCCUCGGCUCUUGCUGCAUGGAAGGGACAAGCAGCAAACAAGAAGGCUACACAGGAUGCCUUUGUCACACGUGCCAAGACCAAUAGUCUUGCAUCAAAAGGUGAAUACAAACCCUCAGGUCAGGCUGACCAAGCAUCUACACAGUCCCUUUUUACUGCCAGCUAUGUCUACUAAGAUCAACAACAAACGACAGCAACUUGUGCUGGACCGUACAAAAUGUACAUGCAAAGGAUAUUCAAGAUGACAUGACAACAAAUUACAAAUGUUUAAAUAUGUUCAUGCAGUUCUUACAAAAAUUACUCAACUAGACUCCAUUCAUCGAAAUUCUUUUCAGUUUUCAUGCAUUUGAAUUCACCGAAUGCUUUUCAUUUUGAAAUAAAUGAUAAAAUGCA
Sinocyclocheilus grahami is the source of this 1401-nucleotide messenger RNA. RefSeq names its product aldolase b, fructose-bisphosphate (gene aldob). Gene Ontology annotation, molecular function: fructose-bisphosphate aldolase activity. The transcript has 9 exons. The record is from RefSeq and is a predicted model, not a curated record. NCBI's taxonomy places the organism in Eukaryota, Metazoa, Chordata, Actinopteri, Cypriniformes, Cyprinidae. Gene Ontology annotation, biological process: glycolytic process. Bases 89 to 1183 code for a protein of 364 amino acids.